UACUUAUGUUAUGGCAGGACGGGCCAAUCUGGUAUUUCAGAAUAAAGUGAUAGAUGGAACUGCCAUGAAACGACUUAUUAGUAGAUUAAUAGAUCACUUCGGAAUGGCAUAUACAUCACAUAUCCUGGAUCAAGUAAAGACUCUGGGUUUUCAACAAGCUACUGCUACAUCCAUUUCAUUGGGAGUUGAUGAUCUUUUAACAAUACCCUCGAAGAGAUGGUUAGUUCAAGAUGCUGAACAACAAAGUUUGAUUUUUGAAAAACACCAUCAUUAUGGGAAUGUACACGCGGUAGAAAAAUUACGCCAAUCCAUUGAAAUAUGGUAUGCCACAAGUGAAUAUUUGCGACAAGAAAUGAAUCCUAAUUUUAGGAUGACUGACCCCUUUAAUCCAGUUCAUAUGAUGUCUUUUUCGGGAGCUAGAGGAAAUGCAUCUCAGGUACAUCAAUUAGUAGGUAUGAGAGGAUUAAUGUCGGACCCCCAAGGACAAAUGAUUGAUUUACCCAUUCAAAGCAAUUUACGCGAAGGGCUUUCUUUAACAGAAUAUAUAAUUUCUUGCUACGGAGCCCGGAAAGGGGUUGUAGAUACUGCUGUACGAACAUCCGAUGCUGGAUACCUCACGCGCAGACUUGUUGAAGUAGUUCAACACAUUGUUGUACGUCGAACAGAUUGUGGCACCGUCCGUGGUAUUUCUGUGAGUCUUCAGAAUGGGAUAAUGCUAGAAAGGGUUUUUAUCCAAACAUUAAUUGGUCGUGUAUUAGCCGAUGAUAUAUAUAUGGGCACACGAUGUAUUGCCACUAGAAAUCAAGACAUUGGAAUUGGACUUGUAAAUCGAUUCAUAACCUUUCGAGAACAACCAAUAGCUAUUCGAACUCCUUUUACUUGUAGGAAUGUAUCUUGGAUCUGUCGGUUAUGUUAUGGCCGGAGUCCUACUCAUGGCGACCUGGUUGAAUUGGGAGAAGCUGUAGGUAUUAUUGCAGGUCAAUCGAUCGGCGAACCGGGUACUCAAUUAACAUUAAGAACUUUUCAUACCGGCGGAGUAUUCACGGGGGGUACUGCAGAACAUGUGCGAGCCCCUUCGAAUGGAAAAAUCAAAUUCAAUGAAGAUUUGGUUCAUCCGACACGUACACGCCAUGGACAUCCCGCCUUUCUAUGUUAUAGAAACUUGUAUGUAACUAUUGAGAGUGAAGAUAUUCGACAUAAUGUAAAUAUUCCACCCCAAAGUUUUCUUUUAGUUCAAAACGAUCAAUAUGUAGAAUCAGAACAAGUAAUUGCGGAGAUUCGCACAGGAACAUCGACUUUUAAUUUUAAAGAGAAGGUUCGAAAACAUAUUUAUUCCGACUCAGACGGAGAACUGCACUGGAGUACCAACGUAUAUCAUGCACUCGAAUUGCCAUACGGCAACGUUCAUCUAUUACCAAAAACAAGUCAUUUAUGGAUAUUAUUAGGAGGUUCGUGCGGAUCUAGUCUAGUCUCACUUGCACUCCACAAGGAUCAAGAUCAAAUGAGUGCGGAUUUUCGUUCUCUCAAGAGAGGGUCCACAUCAAACUUCUCAGGAAGGAAUGAUCAGUCGAGACAAAAAUCCAAUUUUUCGGGUAGAGGUAAAAAAGAACAUAGGAUUCCUGAUUAUUCAGACAUUAGUCGAAUUCUAUGUACUGGUCGUUGGAAUCUCAUGGAUACCACCAUUCUCUACCAGAAUUCGGAUUUAUUCUCACAGAGACGAAGAAAUAGAUUCAUCAUCCCACUCCAGUCGAGUCAAGAACGUGAGAACGAACUAAUGUCCCCUUCAGGUAUCUCGAUUGAAACGCCCCCCAAUGGUAUUUUGCGUAGAAAAAGUAUUCUUGCUUAUUUCGACGAUCCUAGAUACAGAAGAAAGAGUUCGGGCAUUACUAAAUAUGGGACUCUAGAAAUGCAUUCAAUCCUCCAAAAAGAGGAUUUGAUUGAGUAUCAAGGAGACAAGGAAUUUUGGCCAAAAUACCAAAUGAAAGUAGAUCCGUUUUUUUUCAUUCCCGAGGAAGUGCAUAUCUUACCCGUAUCUUCUUUCAUAAGGGUACGGAACAAUAGUAUCAUUGGGGUAGAUACACAAAUUACUUUAAAUAUAAGAAGCCGUGUGGGCGGAUUGGUCCGAGUCGAGAGAAAAAAAAAAAAACUGGAACUGAAAAUCUUUUCUGGAGAUAUCCAUUUUCCUGGAGAGACAGAUAAGAUAUCCCGACAUAGCGGCGGCUUGAUACCACUAGGAACAGGAAAACAAAAUUACAAGGAAUCAAAAAAACGGAAAAAUUGGAUCUAUGUUCAACGGAUUACACUUAGCAAGAAAAAGUAUUUUGUUUUGAUUCGGCCUGUCGCCACAUAUGAAAUAAUGGACGGUAUAACUUUAGCAACUCUUUUUUACCCGGAUCUGGCGCAGGAAAGGGAUAGUGCCCAACUUCAAGUUGUCAAUUAUAUCCUUUCUGGAAACGGUAAACCAAUUCGAGGAAUUUCUGAUACAAAUAUUCAAUUAGUUCGGACUUGUUUAGUAUUGAAUUGGACCGAAGACAAAAAAAGUUCUUCUAGUCAAGAAGCCCGUGCUUCCCUUGUUGAAAUAAGGGCAAAUGGUUUGAUUCGACAUUUCCUAAGAAUCGACUUGGCAAAAUUCACUAUUUCAUAUAUCGGAAAAAGGAAUGAUCCAUCGGGCUCAGGGUUUCUCUCUGCUAAUGGAUCAGAUUUCACCAAUAUCAAUCCGUUUUCUUCUAUUUAUUCUUAUUCCAAGGCAAGAAUUCAACAACCCCUUAAUCAAAAUCAAAGAACUAUUCAUAUGUUAUUGAAUAGAAAUACGGGAUUACAGUCGUUAAUAAUUUUGUCAUCAUCCAAUUGUUUUCGAAUGGGUCCAUUCAAUGAUGUAAAAUAUCACAAUGUGAUACAAGAAUCAAUUCAAAUUACAAAAGAUCCUCGAAUUCCAAUUAAGAAUUCGAUGGGGCCUUUAGGAACAGCCUUUCUACUUACAAAUCUUUAUUCAUUUUACCAUUUAAUAACUCAUAAUCAGAUCUUGGUAAAUAACUAUUUGGAACUUGAGAAUUUAAAACAGACUUUUCAAGUAAUUAAGUAUUUUCUAAUGGAUGAAAAUGAGAAAAUUUCGAACCCCGAUUCACGCAGUAACAUUAUUUUCAAUUUGAGUUGGGAUUUUCUUCAUCUCAAUUAUUGUCAAGAAACAUCUACAAUAAUGAAUCUUGGGCAGCUUAUUUGUGAAAAUAUAUGUAUAGUCAAAAACGCAUCACACCUAAAAUCGGGUCAAAUUAUACUUGUUCAAGUUGACUCUGUAGUAAUACGAUCAGCUAAGCCUUAUUUGGCCACUACAGGAGCAACUGUUCAUGGUCAUUAUGGGGAACUAAUGUACCAAGGAGAUACUUUAAUUACAUUUAUAUAUGAAAAAUCGAGAUCUGGUGAUAUAACCCAGGGGCUUCCAAAAGUGGAGCAGGUGUUAGAGGUGCGUUCGAUUGAUUCAAUAUCAAUGAAUCUAGAAAAGAGGGUUGAAGGUUGGAACGAGCGUAUAACAAAAAUUCUUGGAAUGCCGUGGGCAUUCUUGAUUGGUGCUGAGCUAACUAUCGUGCAAGGUCGUAUCUCUUUGGUUAAUAAGAUCCAAAAGGUUUAUCGAUCUCAGGGGGUGCAGAUUCAUAAUAGGCAUAUCGAAAUUAUUGUACGUCAAAUAACAUCAAAGGUCUUGGUUUCAGAAGAUGGAAUGUCUAAUGUUUUUUCACCCGGAGAACUAAUUGGAUUGUUGCGGGCGGAACGAAUGGGGCGCGCGUUGGAAGAAGCAGUUUGUUACCGAGCCCUCUUAUUGGGAAUAACAAGAACAUCUCUCAAUACUCAAAGUUUUCUAUCUGAAGCGAGUUUUCAAGAAACGGCUCGAGUCUUAGCAAAAGCAGCUCUCCGGGGUCGAAUCGAUUGGUUGAAGGGCCUGAAAGAAAACGUUGUUUUGGGGGGUAUGGUACCUGUUGGUACCGGAUUGAAAAGAUUAGUGCCCCCUUCAAAAGAAUAUACCAAGAGCCCUUUGGAAAUAAAAAACAAUCUAUUCGAGGGGGAAAUGAGAGAUAUUUUGUUUCAUCACAGAAAAUUAUUGGAUUCUUUUCUUUCAAAGAACUUCCAUGAUAGAGCGGAACAAUCGUUUAUAGGAUUUAAUGAUUCUUAAAAGUGGAUUCCUCUUUUUGACUAUCUGGAUUUGGUGCAGUCAUUUGAUUUGGUAAUCAAAAUAGUAAGCAAUAGAAAAGACAAACGGCUUGGGCGUCUAUCUACGGCCAAUCUACGGUAGAAGAGAAGGUUCCGUCGGAACAAUUAUUUAUUUCAGUUCAAGGCUCCUCGUCGCUUUUUUUUGAAAUGAGGGGGGGUGUGGGGAGAAAUGACAAGAAGAUAUUGGAACAUUAACUUGGAAGAGAUGCUGGAGGCAGGAGUUCAUUUUGGCCAUGGUACUAGGAAAUGGAAUCCUAAAAUGGCACCUUAUAUCUCGGCAAAACGUAAAGGUAUUCAUAUUACAAAUCUUACUAGAACUGCUCGUUUUUUAUCUGAAGCCUGCGAUUUGGUUUUUGAUGCAGCAAGUAGAGGAAAACAAUUCUUGAUUGUUGGUACCAAAAAUAAGGCAGCUGAUUCAGUAGCACGGGCUGCAAUAAGGGCCCGGUGUCAUUGUGUUAAUAAAAAAUGGCUCGGCGGGAUGUUAACAAAUUGGUCGACUACAGAAACGAGACUUCAUAAGUUCAGGGACUUAAGAAUGGAACAAAAAAUGGGAAGACUCAACUAUUUGCCGAAAAGAGAUGCGGCUGUGGUGAAAAGACAAUUAUCUCGCUUGCAAACAUAUCUGGGCGGGAUUAAAUAUAUGGCGGGGUUACCCGAUAUUGUAAUUAUCGUUGAUCAGCAUGAAGAAUAUACGGCCCUGCGAGAGUGCCUCACUUUGGGAAUUCCAACAAUUUGUUUAAUCGAUACAAAUUGUGAUCCCGAUCUUGCAGAUAUUUCGAUUCCCGCGAAUGAUGACGCUAUAUCUUCAAUCCGCUUAAUUCUUAACAAAUUAGUAUUCGCAAUUUGUGAGGGCCGUUCUAGCUAUAUAAGAAAUCCUUAAUUAAUAAUAAGAUAAAUAACUUUUACUUCGAAAAUCGGAUAGAAUCGGUUAUUUUUUAUUUAUUUUGAAAAAUGUAUCAAAAUAACUGGAGAUAUUAUGUGAUUAGUUAGUAUUGAAAAUAUUAGUUGAUACUCAAAAGAUCCGAUUCAAGUAGACAAAGAGAUGGUUGAAUCAAAAUAAUUUUGUUUAAAGUUCCAUUUUUUUCCAGAGGACAAUAUGAAUGUGCUAUCAUGUUCCAUCAAUACACUAUACGAUAUAUCCGGUGUGGAAGUAGGCCAACAUUUUUAUUGGCAAAUAGGGGGUUUCCAAGUCCAUGGACAAGUACUUAUUACUUCUUGGGUUGUAAUUGCUAUCUUAUUAGGUUCAGCUACUAUAGCUGUUCGGAACCCACAAAUCAUUCCGACUGGGAGUCAGAAUUUUUUCGAAUAUGUUCUUGAAUUCAUUCGAGAUGUGAGUAAAACUCAAAUUGGAGAAGAAUACGGCGCUUGGGUUCCUUUUAUUGGAACUCUCUUUCUAUUUAUUUUUGUUUCCAAUUGGUCAGGAGCUCUUUUACCUUGGAAAAUCAUAGACUUACCUCAUGGAGAGUUAGCCGCACCCACGAAUGAUAUAAAUACUACUGUUGCUUUGGCUUUACUCACGUCAGUGGCGUAUUUCUAUGCGGGUCUUACCAAAAAGGGAUUAAGUUAUUUCGGGAAAUAUAUUCAACCAACCCCAAUCCUUUUACCCAUUAACAUUCUAGAAGAUUUCACAAAGCCCUUGUCACUUAGUUUUCGACUUUUCGGGAAUAUCUUAGCGGAUGAAUUAGUAGUUGUUGUUCUUGUUUCUUUAGUACCUUCAGUGGUUCCUAUCCCUGUUAUGUUCCUUGGAUUAUUUACAAGUGGUAUUCAAGCUCUUAUUUUUGCAACUUUAGCUGCGGCUUAUAUAGGUGAAUCCAUGGAGGGUCACCAUUGAAAUAGUCUUUUUUCCCUUAGCGCAAAGCAGUAGUUCACGAUGAUUUCCUUAAGGAAUAUAAAUAUAGAAGACUUUCUAUAUGAUAGAAAAAAAUGGGAACAAAAAAAUAAAAGAUUACGAUAUUAGAGAGUUGUAAAAACAAAAAAGGAAAGAGAUCCAAAAGAUCUUUUUCCUAAACCUAAUUUUUCUUUCGUCCGCUUAAUAUCCUACCUUUCCGUAACGAAGAUUUACUUUUAUAUUAGUCAGUCAAUCUUCUUAUUCAAAUCAGAAUUUGAAUAAGAUAUGAUAUAGAUAUAACGUUUGAUUAAAUAAAAAAAGAGGGGAAAGGAGAAAAGAAUUUCUAAAAAUCGGAUUUCUAAAAAAAUGGAUUGAUUCUCGAAUCCGAUUGAAUCCAAUGGUUUACGUUAUGGAAGAAAGACAUGUAUAUGUGAUAUUAGAUAUUGGCUGGUUCUCUAUGAACUAAAGAUAUAUUUUAGUUGCCCUACUGUUGUGUGCGAGUUUCAAUAGAAGUCUUUCCGUAUUCUUAUGGCUGUGAAUUGGAUGAAUAAAGAGAUGAAAUCAAGAAAAGAUGUAAGACUGGAAAUAACAGUUCGGAACCAAGAAAUGGAAGAACGAAAGUUCUAUGGAUUCAAAAAAAUUCUGUGUAUAGAAACAGAUAUCGGAGUCCUGAAUAUAUGAUAUUCUUACUUAAACUCGAAGUUCUUAGUUCCUUUGACAGGAUGAAUCCUAUUGAUGGAAUAAUUAAGUCAUAAUUCAUUGGUUGAGUGUAUCAUUAACCAUUUAUUUUUGUUGGUAUGAGGAACUUAUCAUGAAUCCACUGAUUUCUGCUGCUUCCGUUAUUGCUGCUGGAUUGGCCGUAGGGCUUGCUUCUAUUGGACCUGGAGUUGGUCAAGGGACUGCUGCGGGUCAAGCCGUAGAGGGUAUCGCAAGACAGCCCGAGGCAGAGGGGAAAAUACGCGGUACUCUAUUGCUUAGUCUAGCUUUUAUGGAAGCUUUAACUAUUUAUGGGUUGGUUGUAGCAUUAGCACUUUUAUUUGCGAAUCCUUUUGUUUAAAUCAAAAAAUAUGUAUUUUUCGGAUUUUAGGGCCUUGGAUUUCUUGUUUGCUUUUUCAAAUUGGAUCAAGAUAUCAUUCCUACAAUUCCUUAUUCGUUUAGAAAAUAACCUAUGGGAGGGGCUGAUUUGCAGAUGAGUAAUUAGAAUACCCUCUUGCUUUCAUCCUUCGCCUUCGUGGAAACUCUUUUUAUGAGGUCUUAAGGGGUAGUUCCUAUUUUCGAACUCGAAUACUUUUUCUUUUUGACUUGACUUCAAAAAAAAACAAAGAAUAAAUAAAAAGAGGGGUAAAGUGAUAGAAAGAGAAUUCUGGUCGAUAGUCUAUCUAUUAAGAGGAGAUUAUAUGAAAAAUGGAACUGAUUCUUUCGUUUCUUUGGGCCACUGGCCGUUUUCCGCGAGUUUCGGAUUUAAUACCGAUAUUUUAGCAACAAAUCUAAUAAAUCUAAG
This is a messenger RNA of Andrographis paniculata, 7529 nucleotides long. Its product is annotated as DNA-directed RNA polymerase subunit beta''-like. Bases 11 to 4162 code for a protein of 1383 amino acids. NCBI's taxonomy places the organism in Eukaryota, Viridiplantae, Streptophyta, Magnoliopsida, Lamiales, Acanthaceae. Gene Ontology annotation, molecular function: DNA-directed RNA polymerase activity; DNA binding. The transcript has a single exon. Gene Ontology annotation, biological process: DNA-templated transcription. The record is from RefSeq and is a predicted model, not a curated record.